UUAUGCAGAGCUGUCUAAAGGGAAAUUAUUGAAACCGGUUUUUUGAAAACAUGAUACCACCAGACGCAUACAGAUCUCAACAGAUAAAACACAGAAUUUAAGAUUAUAAGUGUUGACAAAAAAAUCUAGAAUCUAGAAACGUCGAUCUUUUAUUACAAUGUGAUUAUUAAAAAAUAAAUAAAUAAAAAUAAAUCGGAUGAAUACGGUAACCUUUGGGAACUGAGAAUCAAAUACAAUGAGGAAACUGAUACUGGCUGAGUUUCUGUUUGGUUGCCUUUCAACAGGAUGCGUUGCUAUCCUGGUGAUUGUGCCUGAGACAGAGCGCUACACUUCACUCUUUGCCACUGUUAGACUAAGAUGUGACUACUCCACCUCCAGCAACCUUCAGGAUGUUUUGGUCACCUGGCGUUACAAGUCCUUUUGCAAGGACCCCAUCCUUGACUACUAUUCUGCAGGGUAUCAGGCUUCCUUGCAGUUGGGCCAGGACCCUGCCAAUGAUUGCUCGGACAGCAUGCGAGAGGUGAGGGUAGUGAUCCAAAAACGAGGGGGGAAUGAGCCUGUCCUGGGAAUCGAAUACAGGCAGCGGAAAAUCACCAUUCAAGACAAGGCUGACCUGGUGAUUAGUGAAGUGAUGUGGUGGGAUCAUGGGGUCUAUUUUUGUUCCAUUGAAGCAUCGGGCGACACCACAGGCGACUCUGAUAAGGAGAUCAAACUGGUGGUUUACAACUGGCUGGUAGUGAUCUUCAUCAUCCUGGGCAUCCUGCUUCUGAUCCUGCUGCUCGGGGUUUGCUGGUGCCAGUGCUGCCCACACCGCUGCUGCUGUUACGUGCGCUGUGCCUGCUGCCCUACCAGGUGCUGCUGCCCGGAGAAGGCUGUGAUGCGCUACAAGAUGGUAAAAGAAGCACAAAAGGCUCUUAUGCCCUGGGCAAUGGGACAACCUAUUUAUGCACCGGUGGGUUCUGGAUCUUCAGCCUACCGCUCAAACCCACAGCUUAGAGACUAUUCCUUGAAGCAGAACAUCCCAAUGAUGCCGCUGCCUCCCCCGACAGUUCAACACUCUGCCAAUAACUCUGUCCUGGACUACAUUGAGAAUCAGAUGAGGACCCUGGACUCAAACCACCCAUUGCAGCAGCUGCCACCGCCGCCACCACGCGGAGCAAACAACAUCCCAUUCCGGGGAGGCCCACCCAGCAUUCUGUCAUCGCUGAAUGACAUUGAGGUGCGGGAGAUUGACAGGCGCGUUAUCAAACUGCCGGCCAUCGUUGAGGGCCUGUCCCGUGACAACUCAUCGCAGGGAAACAGGGGUUACUAUUCAGGAAGCGAUAGGGGUGCCAGAGGACCCCGCAACCAGGGAGGAUCCAGAUCCAGUCAGGACUCCAGCUUCCUCAACCGGCAACAGCCCCAGGAUGCCAGGAGGAGGAGAGACAAUGUACAGAACAACAGACGGAGCCCCAGGAGGGAUUUCUCCCCUCCCCGCCGGCAAAACUUGCGCAGCUAUAGCGACGAGUCGGAAUACGAUGGCCACAGGAGGCCUGCCGCAGGGAGGAGGGGGCGUGGUGACACUGGAGGCAGCGGUGGCAGCAAGUAUGGGGGCCGUUGGAGAUCGAAGAGCAGGGAUGAUCUCUUCAAUGAACCACGGCACCCACAGCGUAGGAAGAGGAGCUUGUCCCCGCCAGGCAAGCGCUGCUGGAGCUCUGACGAAGACCUCAGCUGGAGGGGAGGCAACGGCAGGAGUCGCAACUGGGACCGGGAAGAAGACUGGCCGGAAAAGCCUCCCAGCUACAGCUCGGUAGAUAUCCUUCAACGGAGAGCCAACAACCAUGCACACCGCAACAAUGAUGUAUAUUCAGAAAAAAGUUCCCGGAGUGGAAGAAGUAUGGUGAUAUGAAGCAAAGCAGCUUUUUUUUUUUUUUUUUAGCAUUUCUGGAAAAAAAAAAAAAAAUAUAUAUAUAUAUAUA
This is a messenger RNA of Polyodon spathula (Mississippi paddlefish), 1958 nucleotides long. RefSeq names its product immunoglobulin-like domain-containing receptor 1. Gene Ontology annotation, molecular function: high-density lipoprotein particle receptor activity. Lineage: Eukaryota; Metazoa; Chordata; Actinopteri; Acipenseriformes; Polyodontidae. Gene Ontology annotation, cellular component: plasma membrane. The transcript has 8 exons. The record is from RefSeq and is a predicted model, not a curated record. The coding region runs from base 236 to 1888 and encodes 550 amino acids.